AUGUCUUCAGCAUUCGGCCCAAUCGCAGAGGCACACCAGGACAAAUUCGACCUCGGAAUUUGGCACGCGCUCUUCAACUGGGCAAACCUGACUGUCGCUGUCCAAAACCAAUGGGGCGGGCCCGACUCCUCAGAUAAACGCGACUGGCUCGCAGGCCAAAUUUCAGAACUCUUCGCAGCCGAGCCUCUGACAGAUGCGGAGGAUGUUGAAGUCGUCCUUCUACAAGUCCUCGAGGACGAAUUCGGCGUGCGGGUAGAAGACGAGACCGAGGUCGCCGUUGCGCGCGAGAUCAUGACGAUACGGAAGGAGAUUGGCGAGGGCAACACGGCGACGGUGGAUGCGCUGCAGAAGAAGUGGCAAGAGCGCAAAGGAAAGGAAGUCUCGACUGGCAGUGUUAAUGUCAAGGAGACGAACCAAGAGGGGGAAUGGGACAGUGUGGAUGAGGAGAGCGACGAAGAUGAUGAUGUCGAAAUGGGCGAAGCGCCUGCGCUUGUGCCCGCGAAACCGAAGCCAGAGCCAGAGGUGGACGAUGAGGGCUUCACCAAGGUAGUCGGCAAGAAGAAGAGAUGA
This is a messenger RNA of Alternaria postmessia, 570 nucleotides long. RefSeq lists its product as uncharacterized. The record is from RefSeq and is a predicted model, not a curated record. The transcript is spliced from 2 exons. Lineage: Eukaryota; Fungi; Ascomycota; Dothideomycetes; Pleosporales; Pleosporaceae. Gene Ontology annotation, biological process: maturation of SSU-rRNA from tricistronic rRNA transcript (SSU-rRNA, 5.8S rRNA, LSU-rRNA). Gene Ontology annotation, cellular component: nucleus. The coding region runs from base 1 to 570 and encodes 189 amino acids.